Messenger RNA from Zerene cesonia (dogface butterfly), 1666 nucleotides. It is a transcript of the gene CYP6AN2, whose product is annotated as cytochrome P450 6a2-like. Gene Ontology annotation, molecular function: heme binding; oxidoreductase activity, acting on paired donors, with incorporation or reduction of molecular oxygen; iron ion binding. The transcript is spliced from 2 exons. Bases 57 to 1583 code for a protein of 508 amino acids. Lineage: Eukaryota; Metazoa; Arthropoda; Insecta; Lepidoptera; Pieridae. The record is from RefSeq and is a predicted model, not a curated record.
AACAUAAGCGAGAAACCUGCAGUAUAAUACCAGCCUCGAGGCUGACCGGUCCAAUUAUGUUUUUAUUCGUGUUAUUAUUCAUCGCGGUUGCCUUUUUAUAUGCAACGCAAAGUUAUCGAUACUGGAGUAAAAGAAACGUGAAACAUGACCCGCCUUUGCCGAUAUUUGGAAAUCAUUUCAAUAAUCUUUUCGGAUACAAAAGUUUAACACAAAUAUCUAUGGAAUUGUACAAUAAAUAUCCGAACGAGAAAGUAGUCGGCUACUACAGAGGUUCGGGACCGGAACUAUUCAUACGCGACUUGGACAUCGCUCGGGACAUUCUUAAUGUCGAUUUCAGUCACUUUUAUAUGAGAGGUAUCGGAAAAAAUCAUGAUAAAGAAACUCUAUCGAAAAGUUUGUUUCAUAUCGAAGGAGAUGCGUGGAAAUUAUUGCGUCAAAGAUUGACUCCGGCUUUCACUACGGCCAAACUAAAGGCCAUGUUUCCUUUAAUUAUUAAUUGUGCAGAGAAACUGCACGUUGCAGGUGAUAAUGCGGUGAAGAAUGGCGGAAACUGUGACGUUAGAGAAUUGAUGGCACGGUUUACGACAGAAUUCAUUGGGGCCUGCGGUUUCGGAAUUGAAAUGGACAGCAUUAACAACGACCAUUCCGCAUUUCGAGCUUUAGGGAAAAAAAUGUUUACGCGAUCUUUACGCAGCAUUCUUGUGUUAGGCCUUUGGGAAUUGUUUCCGAAACUAGGAAGCAAAUUGUAUGUUUCGGAUAAGGAUAUAGAAGAAGCUAUAACUAAUAUUGUUGUAUCUAUCUUUGAACAGAGGAAUUAUAAACCGUCAGGCAGACACGAUUUUAUAGAUCUUCUGUUGGAGUUGUCGGAGAAGAGUAAAAUUCAUGGGGAAUCUAUUGAAAACUUCGAUGAGAAUGGUUCUCCAAAACCCGCGGAGCUUGACAUGGACAUCUCAGUUCUUGUUGCCCAAGUAUUUGUUUUCUUCGCCGCUGGUUUCGAAACUUCUUCCUCGGCCACGAGUUUCACACUGCAUCAGCUCGCGUUCAAUCCAGACAUUCAGGUCAAAAUUCAGAAUGAAAUCGAUCAAGUACUAUCGAAACAUAACAAUAAACUUUGUUAUGACGCUAUCGCUGAAAUGACGCUUUUAGAUAUGGCAUUCAAAGAGGGAAUGAGAUUGUUCCCUUCGUUGGGAAUAUUGAAUCGCGUUUGCACUAAAAGUUAUACCAUCUCGCAGUUAGGAAUUACAAUAGAUCCUGGUGUCAGAGUGAUUAUUCCGAUACAAGCAAUUCAAAAUGAUGCAAAAUACUUCGAUAAACCUAAUGAGUUUUGGCCGGAAAGAUUCGCAGCGGAAGUUAAAGAACUUAACAAAUUCACAUAUUUGCCGUUCGGUUCUGGUCCUAGGAACUGUAUCGGUGCGCGUUUAGGCCAGAUGCAGUCUUUGGCAGGCCUCGCAGCUAUUCUGCAAAGAUUUUCCGUUGAACCUGCAGAGAAUACUCCAAGGGAACUACCUGUCAACCCAUGGAUGAAUGUCGUGCAAGGAGUAAAGGGGGGAAUACCUCUUAAAUUAACCUUAAGAAAUAAAUAAAUAUUUUUAAAACUGUUUUAUCAUAAUUUUAAAUAUUAAGAAUAUAAUUAGAUUUGCGUUGAACAUGUAUUUUUGUUUAUAAU